AUGACCGCGCUCAAGCUGUCCCUCAUGGCCUUCAGCUUGGUCUUCUGGGCGGCGGGGCUGACCAUGCUCAUCGUCGGCCUCUGGGCCAAGGUGGCCCUGGGCAGCUACCUGGCGCUGUCGGCCAACGGCUGCCCCAGCGCCCCCGCCGUCCUCCUGGCCACCGGCGCCGCCGUCCUCAUCUGGGCCUUCCUGGGCUGCCUCGGCGCCGCCACGGAGCACCGCGGCCUCCUGCGCGCCUACGGCGCCUUCCUGACCGCCGUGCUGGCGGCCGGGCUGACGGCCGGGCUCUCGGCGCUCCUCUACCGCCGGGACGUCGCGCAGGGCUUCCGGGAGGGGCUGCGCCGGGCCCUGCUCGCCUACGGGGAGGAUGAGGGGACGGCGGACGCCCUGGACGCUUUGCAGCGCGCCUUGUCCUGCUGCGGCGUGGAGAGCUACCGCGACUGGCUCGCCUCGCCCUGGGGGCUGCGGCAGAACGGCUCGGUGCCCCUCAGCUGCUGCCGGGCCCGCCGGGGUUGCCAGCGCCGCCCGCCCGGCGCACGCGGCCUGCACCGCGACGGCUGCUUCGGCAAGGUGUCGGCCUUCGUCAGCGCCAACAUGUUCUACCUUGCCACGGCGGCCCUGGGGCUGGCGCUGCUGCAGCUCGUCGGCGUCGUGCUGGCCUGCCUGCUGGCUGCCCGCAUCCCUGCCCGCCUGAUGGGCAUCGCCGCCCCUCGCUGA
Molecule: messenger RNA, 717 nt
Organism: Haliaeetus leucocephalus (bald eagle)
Lineage: Eukaryota; Metazoa; Chordata; Aves; Accipitriformes; Accipitridae
Product: tetraspanin-7-like
Exons: 1
Coding region: 1-717 (238 amino acids)
Cellular component (GO): membrane
Source: RefSeq, a predicted model, not a curated record